Messenger RNA from Daldinia decipiens, 3810 nucleotides. RefSeq lists its product as uncharacterized. The record is from RefSeq and is a predicted model, not a curated record. The transcript has 4 exons. NCBI's taxonomy places the organism in Eukaryota, Fungi, Ascomycota, Sordariomycetes, Xylariales, Hypoxylaceae. The coding region runs from base 1 to 3810 and encodes 1269 amino acids.
AUGCCGCGAGAGGCCCCUGAGUAUAAGUCGGAUGCGACAGGCCAAAUGUCUGAUAUAUAUGCUGAUCGUAGUUCUCAAGCGAUAUUCAGUCAGGCCAAUCUCGUUCAGCCACUAGAGGACUCACAAGACACGAAUAGCAAUGUCAUAACUAAAAGUACACUAUUAGAGGCAUCAUCUCAGGAUGCUCUCCCUACCCGGGCUACAGAGGCAAGCUUUUUCAUCCGUCCGGUACUGGAAACAACUGAGGAGAUAGGGGCCGCAUUCCAAUUUCAAAAGGCGCCGCCUCCUCGUACGAUAUCCCACGGCCCAGUUGGAAAACAAAGAAAUCCAACCCCCCCUCAUCCCCCUCCUCCCGUGAUCAAUAGAGUCUCACAUAGUGGUCCAAGUCCCGGGGUUUCUGGCUUUAAUAGUCAUGAUAGGCCAGCGCAAUCUCUGACAUCAGCAAGCGAUAGAGAUAGAAUAGGAGAAUAUUAUGAUGACAAUAAAGAUGAUGAUACAGUCGACAUGAUAGUAUACCCCCGAGAAGACCCAAAGAAUGCUCCCAGUAGCGAUCAGCCGCCCGUCGGCAACUCAUCAGGCUCGUCGGGCUUAACAUCCACUAAAGACUUGUUUGACUUUCCUUUCCCAGACAAUACUAGCCGGCCACGUUCUGGAGGGAAGACGCAGGCAUCUCGCUGUUCUCCUCUGACGAAUGUUCAAUUACCGAAGGCAAUCUCGGAUACCCGUCGAAAAGCUUUUGCGCAAAUGAGCCCUCGUAGUGUAUUGGCACGAACAAAUGUUGCAUUAUCAUCUACUUCUAACCCCCAAUCGACGCGACCAAGAAGCACACCAGAUAGGGCGGUUCCAUCCGAGACAAGGGAGUGCUCAGAUAUCCACAAGAAACCUCGGAGUGAUCAUCAACUCCCAAAAAAUAUUGGUGUCAAUGAAACCAAACGUGGUUCUACGAAGGAUCUUCGAAACAGGCGAAAUAAAGUCCAGGGUCUCACGCGACCCAUAUCAUUUGAGGCAUCAGAAUACGAUGUAGUUUCCGCAGUGAGACCGUGUUCUCAAGCAUCUAAUACUUCGAAACCACGAGCUCCUCCUAGAGACAGUUACAAACGAUACACCCCCACACGCGAGCAGAAUAGCAGGAACUUGAAGAAAUUCGCAGAAUCUUGGAACACGAACUAUCUCUACAAUCAAAGACUACUAGAUCGUUGGGAGCAAAAAAUGUCAUUACUCGAAGACUAUAUUGCAUCUCAAGAUUUAGUUAUUGAGCAGUGCAAGGGAACAAUCGCGUGUCGUGAUCAAAAGAUCGAUGAUUUGUCGACAGAAGUUGAAAAUCUUCGUACUCAAAAACAGGAGAUUCAAAAUAAGAUAAACAUAUCUUCUGAUAUACGCAAGAAACUGGAGGAUAAACUGAAGUCUUGUCGAAUCCGUUUAAAUGAUGCAAUCGGCGAACAACAACGACUUUUUCUACAAUGUAGGGAAAAUUGCCAAAUGGCGACUGCAGAUAUUAAAGCGGAAGAGAAAGCACAGAAAGAGUCCUUAGACAAGGCGUUUAUGACACUUGAGCGCCUAAGAACAGGAAUUAAGCAAGAGGUUGCUGGGGUUGUCAAAGAUACCAAAGGGCAAGCCGACGAACUGAGCAAGACCAUCAAGUCUCUCGAAAGCGAGCUAAGAGAUCGUGAGGUGGAACUUGAACGCGAAAAACAGCACAGCCAGGAUCUUACCGAGCAGCUGUCCCAGUUUCAAAAACUUAAUGAGCAUUCGCUCCAGUUAGUAUCGGCACAGAAUAAAGAGUUUUUGGACCAAAUGAAACAGGAUCGGAAGCAUGUUGAGAAUACCGAGACUCGUAUUCAAAAACAAGACGAAAAGCUUAACAUGAUCCUGAAGACGCUGGAACAGACGAACUCAAAAACUGUGGACCCCAUGGCAGUAAUGGAGAAAUUAAGAGAAGCUCAUGGUAGCAUAGCUGCAGCGAUUGUCGCAAAAUUCCAAGAUUCUGUCGUAUUAACCCAUAACUCUGUACUUGAGGACCAAGAAACCUUAAAUGAAAGUAUUGGGGAAAUUCGUUUGCUAUGCGAAGGUAUUUGGGAGAAAUUGACCGGACUCGAUGAUGUUGCAGUAUGGCAAGAGAGGGCACAUGAUUCUGACAUGGCUAUCAAUAGCCAUAUCCAGCAUAUUCAAGACCUACAAGAUGAAUUACACCAACUAUACAUCCGUAUAGGUGAGCAGACGGGAGAGCGUCAAGAGCUCGAGAGGCGGUUAGCGAUUGCUGCAGCCAAUGAGCAAACUACAAAUGAGAAGAUCAAGACUCUCGCAGAGCAGACUGAGCGUUUACAAAGAACAAUAGGCGAGAAGGAGAUGAAAGUACUCGAAUCGGACAAAAACCUCGAGGUAGUUCAGGAAGAAUUGAGAAAGCAAGCCCGCGUUGCUGAAGAUAGGGAGAGACAAAUUCAAAUUGAGCGCGAGAACCACGAAAAAGCAAUCGAGCUUAACGUGCAGCAAUCCAAGCAAGAAGUAUCCCGGGCCGUUACCGAAAGGACAAAGGAGCUUACAGAGAAACAUCAAACCACAGAAAAGCGCCUCGAAGAAGUAGAGGUGGCUCGCGCACAACUUGUGGAAGAGCUAACUAAAUCACAACAAGAAGGAGAAAUGCGCAGAGUCAAUCUUGAUAGAGAUAUACGCCAAAUACGAGGCGAAGUUUUGAGGGCAACUACCUCAAUAAAUAAGAUGACCGCCGAUCUGGAGGAAACCGGGAAUGAACAGGAAGCUUUACGAGGGAGUCUCGAAGGAUGGUCGCGUGGUCGAGUUGAAGUUGAUCAGAUGAAAUAUAUACUACGGCGACUAGCAAGGGACCAACCUAACGCAAUUCUGAUGAGUGACCAGUUGAAGCAACUUUUAGAAAUUCAGAAAAAGGUGUCAGGUACUUUGGCGUAUCACCAAGCGAAGGUCAUCAAUGCAGAAGCAGGUGCUAGUGACCAAAGCCGAUCAACAAAAUCUGGAAACAGUUCUAUAUCGACGAGCAAUCUACAGGACAACAUGCCUCAUGCGCAAGAAGCGUCUCAAGAUCUUAAGCGAAAGGUAAUGGUCAAGUCUCCGGUUACUGUGGACGAUCGCGUAUCUCCGAUGUCUGUUGAACAAGAAAGGAGUACUAGACGACACACAGUUCCCCUGCGAGGGAUUAUGAAGGUCAUCACCAAUGAUAUUUUGGGAGAAGCGGAAGGAGGAGAAAACACACUGGAAGCGAAUACCCAUGUGCCAGUAACACCACAGCUCCCCUCCAAGCGGAAGAUAGCGAGACGUGGUUCAAAGACCCCUCUUACUACUCAUAGCAUAUAUAAUCGGCCUGUGGCCGGAUCUAUGUUAGAAGUGGACAGUGAACAGGUGGAAGCGAACCAAGCUGGCCCCAGCGGGCACACCAAUCACAAUACCAUCAUUUACGACUUGGCACACCCUGACAGCAGUGCUAAUGAGCCUCCAGCGAAGAAGCAGCGUAUUUCAAGGACCAUACAGCACGAGGCCCAGGGGUCCAAUAUCGCAGAAAGAGUCAAGUUAUCCCGCUCUAUGUCUAGUUACUUUUCGGCUCGGCGAUCAGAAACCAAAGAACCAACUAAGGGAGCAUCGUUAGAUUCGAGUGCACCCUCACGUCGCGGGGGUCCAAUGAAGAGAAAAUCCUCUGGACUAGUCACCUAUGGCUCGCAAAAUCUUAACCAGGAGUUAUCGCACAGCCAGUCAUCCGUUAUAUCGGGUACUACGGAAGAGGCCGAUAGCCAGUCGACUACAGCGUCUUGCCAAACAAUAGAGUCGACAGACAACCAAGCUUAG